AUGACGGCGUUGGAGUCGUACGUGGCCACGCAGUCGUGGGCCUGUCCAUGGCUGUGCGGCGGAUCAAAGUGUGACUGCAGCGGAGAUAAAAGGAGGCAAGGCGAGAGGGGUUUCCCAGGACUACAGGGUCAGCCAGGCGUACCAGGGUUCCCCGGACCUGAGGGGCCAAUCGGAGGCAGGGGAGAGAAGGGUAGUGACGGACUUUCAGGGCCAUCCGGUCCAAAAGGAAUUAGGGGACCUCCUGGACUGCCCGGAUUCCCAGGAACACCAGGAAUUCCAGGUCUCCCAGGACAGGACGGGCCCCCGGGCCCAAGAGGAACUGCAGGCUGCAACGGGACUAAGGGCGAGAGAGGAUUCCCUGGAAGUCCAGGGUUCCCCGGACUGGAGGGCCGAUCGGGUCCACCUGGUCUGCCGGGACAAAAGGGAGACCCAGGUGAUGUCAUCUCAAAUGACCGCUUUGGACAGAAAGGAGGUGUAGGUUUACCUGGCUUGCCUGGAGUUCCCGGUAGCCCAGGCCUUGCAGGAUUGUCAGGCCCUGUCGGUCCACCUGGCCCCAGAGGUUAUGAGGGUCGUUCUGGGCCUCCUGGUCCUCCCGGUCCUAAGGGUAACAUGGGAUUGAACUUCCAAGGUCCCAAAGGAGAUAAGGGGGAUCCAGGUCUGCUGGGGCCUCCCGGUCCACCAGGACAGGUCGGGGAGCAGAAGAGACCCACAGAGUUAGAGAUCCAGAGAGGAGAGAAAGGUGAUCAAGGUUUACCUGGUCCAGCUGGUGAUCCUGGUUAUCCUGGUCCCCCUGGUGUAUCUGGAGGUUCGAAGGGAGAGAAAGGAGAGCCUGGAGAAGCAGGCAAYCGCGGCAAACCGGGGAAAGAUGGCGACCCAGGUCCUGCUGGAUUCCCUGGUAGUAAAGGAGACUCAGGCGGCCCAGGUCUGCCAGGUCGGGACGGUGACAGGGGGGACAAAGGUGACCGUGGAUACCCUGGACCUCCGGGCGUGGUGAUUAAUGGUCAGACAGGAGCACGUGUGGGGCCAAAAGGAGAGCCUGGUUUCCCCGGGUCAUCAGGAAGGAAAGGAGACACAGGACAACCUGGUCUCUCAGGUCCUCCAGGCCAACCAGGAACCCCAGGUAAUGGAGGUGUAGGCCAACCCGGUUCCCCAGGCUUCCCAGGAGAGAGGGGCCAGAAGGGAGACGAGGGCCAGCCAGGCAUCUCCCGCCCUGGGCCCCCAGGACGAAAUGGGUCCCCUGGGCUUCAGGGACCACCAGGCCCUCCCGGGGUCGCAGGGGUCUCCACAGGGGGCGGUAACUGUUUAGGAGGGGCCCCCGGUUUACCAGGACAACAAGGAGACAGAGGGUUUCAAGGAGAGUCCGGACAGAAAGGUGACAAGGGAGAAACCUGUGUAAACUGUUUCUCACGUGGGAAUUCCAUCACCGGGGCACCAGGCCCUCCCGGACCUCCUGGGUUCCCAGGUGGACCAGGAGGACCAGGGGCUAAAGGUGACAGAGGAUAUCCAGGUGGCCCAGGGCCCUCAGGUUCUUCUGGUUUGCCUGGUCCCCAGGGUGCACCUGGUUUCCCAGGAGAGAAGGGUGACCCAGGUGAGGCUAUUGCUGUGGAUGGGGGGAGGGGCGACAAGGGAGACACAGGGUUCCCUGGACCCUCUGGCCUGCCUGGUCUGGACGGAGGACCUGGUCGCAAUGGAGUUCCUGGAGCUCCUGGACCCAAAGGAACAUCUGGUUCUCUGUUAGUGAAGGGUGAGCGAGGGCCUCCAGGUGAGCCCGGUCUGCAGGGUAUACCAGGUGACAGGGGUGUCCCCGGAUCCCCAGGCUUCGGCCCUCAGGGGCCAUCUGGAGAGAAGGGUGUUCAGGGCGUCUCAGGGAGAACGGGAACACCUGGAGCACCAGGCACCAAAGGGGAGCCGGGCCAAACGAUAGCAGAGAAGGGACUCCCAGGACCCAGGGGACAGGAUGGAGACCCCGGUCUUCCUGGAAACCCAGGCAACCCCGGCGGGCCAGGACAGCCCGGUUUCCCCGGCUUACCAGGUGCCAAGGGCGACCCCGGCCUCUCCGGCAUUGGACUGCCAGGACCCCCCGGCGCUAAAGGAUUCCCAGGCUCAUCUGGUGUGCCAGGUGGUCCCGGAGGUCCAGGAAGACCAGGAGUGGACGGCCUCCCCGGUGAGCCAGGUGGACCUGGAGCUAAGGGAGAGCCAGGAUUCGGGUUGCCAGGUCCCCAGGGCCCUCCAGGCUUCCCUGGACCCAAAGGAUUAGCUGGACCCAAAGGAGACUCCGGUUUCCCCGGCAACCCCGGCUCGCCCGGACGUUCCGGCUUCGACGGUGGCCCUGGUGCCAAAGGUGACUCUGGUAUCCCUGGUAUAUCCGGAGCCCGUGGCCCUCCAGGUUCACCCUCCAUCGGCUCUCAGGGCAUCCCCGGCCCCAUUGGACCCCCAGGACCCAUGGGCUCUCCAGGAUACUCAGGCGCCAACGGAGAGAAGGGAGACCCCGGUUCUCCCGGCCUGGACAUUCCAGGGUUGCCAGGCGACAGAGGAAGUCCCGGUUUCCCCGGCAACCCCGGGGGAGUUGGACCACAGGGUAACCCUGGUGGCCCUGGCCGAGACGGACUUCCUGGCCUGCCUGGUGGUAAAGGAGACAUGGGUGUGAUGGGAACUCCUGGACCUCUGGGAUCCCCUGGGAACCCCGGAGCCCCCGGCUUCCCUGGACCUAAAGGUGACGAUGGUUUCCCAGGGCGACCAGGUGGGCCCGGCGGUUCAGGUUUGAAGGGAGACAGGGGAGAGCCCGGUAUCGCGGGACUCCCAGGACCCAGCAUUCCUCCCCAGGAACUGAAGGGUGGCAAGGGAGAACCAGGAGCACCAGGUUUGGGAGGACUGCCAGGUCAAAAGGGUAUCCCUGGUCUCCCUGGAGACGCUGGUAUACCAGGACAGGACGGACGACCUGGGUUGCCAGGACCUCAAGGUCCCAAAGGAGAUGCAGGUAUCCCUGGAGGAUCAGGCUCACCAGGAGGCCCAGGAGCUAAAGGCAACAUGGGAGAGAUGGGCUUCCCAGGACCCACAGGGGCGAAAGGAACUCCGGGUCAAUCAGGUCGGUCGGGUGGACCCGUAGUUCAGGAGCAUCAGGGUUCCCUGGCUAAGGGAGAGCCCGUCCCCUGGCUUGGUUCCCCAGGACUACGAGGUCCCAAGGGUGAGCCCGGUCAGUCAGGAUUCCCCGGGCAAAACGGAAUAAAAGGAACUUCCGGAACACCAGGUCUUCCAGGGUUUCCUGGCGGUCCCGGCGCCAAAGGUGACCCCGGCCUCCCAGGAUUCCAAGGUUCUUCCGGGAUUCCCGGGCCUAAGGGUCUGGAUGGUAUCCCCGGUAACCCCGGUCUCAGCGGACCACCCGGCCGACCGGGAGAGAACGGCCGUGCCGGAUCACCUGGGUUCCCAGGGGACAAGGGUCAGGCGGGUCGUGACGGAAUCCCUGGACCAGCGGGAGUCAAAGGAGACCCAGGUCUUCCUGGUUUCGGUGGCCCCGGUUCUCCUGGUCUCCCAGGAUUACCAGGUGCUAAGGGGGAUCUUGGCACCCCUGGUUCUUCCGGUAGCCCUGGCUUCCCUGGUCAGAAGGGAGAGAUGGGUUUCCCUGGCCUGCCUGGGUCCCCUGGCAGCGUUGGGCCACCUGGCGCCCCAGGUGUGGCCCUCCAGGGUCCCAAAGGUAACGCCGGCCCCCCCGGACCCCCUGGAAGAGGAGGUCCUCCUGGCUCUGAAGGUCCCCGUGGCCCUGUCGGCAGCGGUGGGACCAAAGGUGAGAAGGGAAUUUCCGGAAUUCCUGGAUCGCCUGGUUUCCCCGGAGCGAAGGGAGAAUUUGGAACGCCCGGAUUCCCGGGUAAUUCUGGCCUUCCUGGUACCAAAGGGUUGAAGGGAGACCUCGGACUGCCUGGAGUUCCCGGAUUCCCAGGACCAAAGGGAGAUUCUGGAAUCCCUGGAUCAUCUGGUCUCCCUGGAGAACCCGGAGAUGCUGGCACUYCUGGACCCCCAGGUGACCCAGGUUUUGCUCCAGCCCCCAUCGUGCUGAAGGGAGAGCGUGGCUCCCCUGGCCCUUCAGGUCUACCAGGCGGCCGUGGCGCCACAGGACCCCCCGGACUGGAGGGACUCUCAGGUCAGCCCGGUCAGCCAGGAGACCCCGGUCCUGAGGGACCCCCAGGAUUCAGUGGAGCCUCCGGSCGCAAGGGAGACCCAGGACCCGCCGGACAGCCAGGUGAGCGUGGAUAUCCCGGUCCCCCUGGUUCAGAUGGCCUGCAGGGCCCCCCAGGUCCAUCUGGAUCUGCCUCUGUGGCGCACGGCUUCCUGAUCACCAGACACAGUCAGGGCGAGGACGUCCCCAUCUGCCCAGAGGGCACCGGCCUCAUCUACGACGGCUACUCUCUGCUCUACGUACAGGGCAACGAGAGGGCACACGGACAGGACCUGGGAACUGCUGGAAGUUGCCUGCGUCGGUUCAGCACCAUGCCAUUCAUGUUCUGUAACAUCAACAACGUGUGUAACUUCGCCUCCCGUAACGACUACUCCUAUUGGCCUGUCUCUUAUACACAUCUAGAUGUGUAUAAGAGACAGAGAUACAAUAGGAGACUGUGAUUUGAUCAUGUCUGAGUGUGUGUAUUUAACCACUCCUCUAUGUGUGUGUGUUUUAGGUGUGCAGUGUGUGAGGCCCCUGCCAUGGUGAUCGCUGUACACAGUCAGACCAUUCAGAUCCCCACCUGCCCCAACUACUGGGAACCACUGUGGAUCGGAUACUCCUUCAUUAUGCACACUAGUGCUGGUGCUGAGGGUUCGGGUCAGGCUCUGGCCUCUCCRGGCUCCUGUCUAGAGGAAUUCCGGAGCGCUCCCUUCAUCGAGUGCCACGGUCGGGGGACCUGCAACUACUACGGCAACUCCUACAGCUUCUGGCUGGCCACCGUCGACCAAUCAGAAAUGUUCAGGAAGCCACAGUCGGAGACGCUGAAAGCAGGUAACCUGCGGACGCGCGUCAGCCGCUGUGUGGUCUGUAUGAAGAGGACGUAACAGCGCAGCGGCAACCGUUGCCGGGGACAACCGACAACGAACAUGGCGGCGGCGGAGGGGUGGUGAUGAUGACGUCUCCGUGACAAGGUGGAAUUCCAAUGGUGUAUUGUCUUCCGGAAACAACAACUUAAAUGGUGCUACUGUGCAACACAGCAACAAAAGAAAAAACGCUGAAAAAAUGAAUCUAUUUAGUCUUUUCUUCUUUUUUAAUACCUCAAGUACGUCAAAAAGAAACACAAAAAAAKCAUGAAAGGUGCCUUGUGUGACAAAAGUGCAUUUUAUUUUUAUCUUUUCAAAAUUUUUAUUUUGUUUCAACAACAAAAAUAUAUAUAUUUAGAUUUUCAGUACAGUACAGAGGGUGGUACAAACAUUUCAUUUUUAGACAGAUUUUUCUUUCAUUUUUUCAUUUUUUUUUUUUUUGUGUUUUACAAACGAGUGGAGUUGUCUCCGUGUUACCAAAUCGGCACUUUGACGUCGGAACAUCAAAGAGAAGAGAUGCACUGAUGAGCUUUCUUAGCGAGACUGCGUUUUUCUAGGUUUUCAUUUUUAUUAAAUCUUUCUGUUAUUCUUUCUUUUUGAUUUAGUUUUUUCUCCUUGGUGGUACUAACACUGCUGUCUCUCCCAGCCUGUUAACUCUAGGCCUCAUUUCUCUUUUUGUAAGUAAUUAAAUGUGUAUAUUAUGUAAAACACCUUUAUAGUUGUAAGACAAAACAGUUACUUAGCUAUAUUAUGAAUUUCUGGGUUGUUUUUGUUUGUUCACUCGUCUUCACUCAUUUAAUUGAUUCAUGCACUCAUUCACACACUCACGCAUUCACUCGCUCACAUAUACACUCAUUCAGAUAUUGUACAUCUAUAAAUGAAACAGUAUUAUAUAUAUAUAUAUAUAUAUAUAUAUAUAUAUAUAUAUUUAAAAAUUUAAAAAAGUAUAUAGACUAUUUGGCUGCGGGCGGGAGUUUUUUUUCCAUCAUUAUUUUUAUCUCCAAAAGGUAUUUUUUUCACAUUUCACAAAACUAUUGGCAUGACAACGAAACUGAGUAAACAGAGUUUCCCUGUCAACCAAUCAAAAACCCUAUCCUAUUAUGAUCAUGUACUGUGUAUGAUAAUGGCAAUCACUCAAGCUUUUGUAUUUGAUUUCUACUAGUAAUCUAUCGUUAACUGGGGGGUUAGAAAAUUACCCGAUUUCAUGCCAUAACAGGUUGAUAAUAAAAUCCACUCCUGGAAAUGUAUAUUAUUGAUAUUAAUUCAGAUCUUAACACUGGUCUAGGUUGUCCCACUAGGAACUAGCGUGUCAUAAGUAUGCACGUAAUGUUACGUACUGCGAGAAUAGAAUCAAAUAGAAUCUGUUCUAUUCUUUUUUUUUCUAUUCUACGGUCAACGAGGAGAGCUGUGGGGGGAUGAUUCUUCCUGUGAUGUUGUUUUUCAAAGCUUAUUUUUAAUUUGUAAUGUCACCAUGGGGUGACAUUAAUUUCAAAAAAUCUUUUUUUUGUUUUUUUUGUUAUGUUAUCCAGAAGUUGUUAUAAACUUUUAAGACUGAAAAAUAAACCCAAUGUCCAUUGUUUUGUGUGGAAACGUUUCUCCCCUAUCUUGGAAGUGCACACUUCUAGUGCACACUUAAGUGCRCUGUUCCGGUACUUCGACUAAUGUGUUUCUGUGCAUUGUCUUAUCGACAUGCCUGCAGCUCACAUAAUAAACUUGAAUCCUACAGA
This is a messenger RNA of Salvelinus sp. IW2-2015, 6743 nucleotides long. The record is from RefSeq and is a predicted model, not a curated record. NCBI's taxonomy places the organism in Eukaryota, Metazoa, Chordata, Actinopteri, Salmoniformes, Salmonidae.